This is a messenger RNA of Bactrocera latifrons, 724 nucleotides long. RefSeq names its product dentin sialophosphoprotein-like. The record is from RefSeq and is a predicted model, not a curated record. The transcript is spliced from 2 exons. The coding region runs from base 131 to 724 and encodes 197 amino acids. Lineage: Eukaryota; Metazoa; Arthropoda; Insecta; Diptera; Tephritidae.
GCGUCUACUUUCCUUCAACAAUCAGUUUACUUGAGAUCAGCGCAAUAAUUGUACUGAAAAAAGUGCUUAACAGUUUAUCUAACUGGGUCAUCAUCAUUUGCAGAGGUUGCUGCUAAAUGUAAAAAAUAAAAUGUCACUGGGGCGCAAAAGUUUUUGUCUGACGAUUGGCGCUCUAUUCUUUGCCGGCUUAACGAGUAUGUUAACAGUUAGCGCAAAUGCAAUUGAAGUUCAAACAGAUGACCCAUCGGAUCGAUUGAUCCAGGAAGGUUACGAAAGAGCUACUGCUCUAGCAGAAACUGUGGUAUUUUUUAAAUCGAAAGAUGGAAAGCUUUCUGCUAAUAUUACUUUAAAUACUCAAACUGAGCUAAAUGUUACCGAUAAUGGUGAAGUUAUCAUAAAUAGCGCUCCUGUUGACACGAUAACAAAGGAUACUUCUUCAGAAGUUAGUUAUAACAUUAACAUUGAUUCUUCAGAUUCGAGUUAUUUUAGCGUUAGUGAUUCUGCAGAUUCGAGUUAUUUUAGCUUUAGUGAUUCUGUAGAUUCGAGUUAUCUUAGCGUUAGUGAUUCUGCAGAUUCGAGUUAUUUUGGCGUUAGUGAUUCUGCAGAAUCGAGUUAUUUUAGCGUUAGUGAUUCUGCAGAUUCGAGUUAUCUUAGCGAUAGUGCUUAUUCUGUUUCGCUUUCGCGAAAACUUCAAGACGAUACCUCGUUCAGAAAACUAAUGUAA